AGAGGAUCUAAAGUCUGCGCUUGGGUAAGGAUUUGCACGAGAGUGGAAAACUUUGGUUCUUUCGCCACGCCGCAUCCAUCCACCACUCUCUCACGCUGACUGACAAACUGGUCCCCCAUUAUUUAGGAAAAUUGGAUUGUCAGGCCGAUCUUUGUAAGCAAUGAAGGCCCAAGGAGAGUUGAAGCAGUAUGAAGUCAUCGGGAGAAAGUUGCCUUCUGAGAAGGAAAAGAAUCCUCCUUUGUACAAGAUGAGGAUUUUCGCCCCAGAAAGGAUCGUUGCAAAGUCUAGAUUCUGGUACUUUUUACGGCAACUUCGAAAGUUCAAGAAGAUGACGGGUGAAAUUGUUUCUGUUAAACAGAUCCCUGAAACCUCACCAACUCGAGUUAAGAACUUUGGAAUCUGGUUGCGAUAUGAUUCCAGAUCCGGAACUCAUAACAUGUACCGCGAGUACCGAGAGCUGAGCACAACCGCAGCUGUAACUGCUUGUUAUAGAGAUAUGGGUGCUCGUCAUCGUGCCCGUGCUCACUCAAUCCAGAUCAUCCGAGUAGAAGAAGUCCAGGCUUCGAAAUGCAGACGCCCAAUUGUGAAACAAUUCCACGACGCCAAGCUUCGAUUCCCCUUGCCCAAGAGGAUCGAACAAAAGCACACAUUACCCAAAUUCUCCUAUGUCCGACCUAAGACUUACUUUAUGUAACUCCUGGAAUGAUUUAAACUUGUUUCGUAUUUUAAUUGUCACCUAUCAUUUGAGGAGGGUAAUAAAGGUGGUCUUGUUGAA
Messenger RNA from Folsomia candida, 775 nucleotides. RefSeq names its product 60S ribosomal protein L18a (gene RpL18A). The transcript is spliced from 5 exons. The record is from RefSeq and is a predicted model, not a curated record. Gene Ontology annotation, cellular component: cytosolic large ribosomal subunit; ribosome. Gene Ontology annotation, molecular function: structural constituent of ribosome. Gene Ontology annotation, biological process: translation. Lineage: Eukaryota; Metazoa; Arthropoda; Collembola; Entomobryomorpha; Isotomidae. The coding region runs from base 161 to 694 and encodes 177 amino acids.